Trypanosoma rangeli is the source of this 313-nucleotide messenger RNA. RefSeq lists its product as uncharacterized. The record is from RefSeq and is a predicted model, not a curated record. The annotation marks the transcript as partial. Lineage: Eukaryota; Euglenozoa; Kinetoplastea; Trypanosomatida; Trypanosomatidae. The transcript has a single exon.
GGGCGCAUUACUUAGUGCGUCUCAGACCUUCGACGUCGGACGUGUGGCAAAUGGUAUAGGGUGCGUGCUGCUGUUGGCGCCAGCAGGUUUUACUGCCUCGUCAACAACUCGCGAGGAUCCUGUUACGGUCACCCUCCGUUUUCCCCUGUACGAUUGCAGUGUUUGCACUGGCCAACGCAUCUCCACCCACUCAACUGGCCCCGCGUACAUGAUCGUGGAGAUCAUCCUGACCGUUUCUUGCCCGGAUCUUCGUCUCCACCGCGACUGCAGCGGUUUCUUACUUUCGGUGUUGCUGGGGACCCAGACGUGUUAA